AAUAUAACUAUUGUCUACAUGACUUCAUUCUAUGAUAACUCGUCAAGCUCAUCAAAGCCAGUGCCACUAAAAACCAGUAGAGCUCAAAAAAUACAGAUAUUAAUUUUUGAUAACUGGAAGCUUAUUCUAUACGGAGCAAUUAGCACGUUAAUUCUUGUUUUAGCUAUUAUGUUUUCUACUCUAUUUUUUGCAUUGCCAGCAGCUAAUUGUGAUGAGAAUUCAGAACCUACAAAAUACUAUACAACUAAUGCUGAAAUUACAACAACUAUUACAACAACCAAUCAGAAAACAACCAGUACAGCAAGCUCCCAUCUGACUACCAUCAGCUCUUCUGCCACUCAGAUAUACUCUGAGUCGUCAUCUUCGUCAACAUCACAAUCGACAUUCACACAAUCACCGCCAGAAAUUUCAACCACCACAAUAGCCCCAUCGGAUUUCUCAUGCCAGCACGGCUUCACCCUAGUCAACAACAAGUGUUGGAAACUGGUAACUUCAAAUCAAGCAAGACCAGACGCCGACAAAAUUUGUAAUGGGUAUGGAGGUGCCACUCUUUUUUCCAUAAAAAGUGAACAGGACAACAGAGCAAUGAUACACUUUGUAAAAGGCCAGGACAUUGAUUUUCUGUGGUCGGGUCUGCUGUGUAGUGCUGGAGAACCCAUCUCAUGCAUAUGGGACAUCGAAAACGGAUCAACAGCGAAUUAUAGCAAUUUUGCAGAUGGUUUUCCAAAUAUUGUCUAUGGAAAUUGUGUGUACUUCAUAACUUCUGGGGAUGAAGCUGGGCAAUGGGGUAACGAACAAUGCGGUCAGGUUAUGAACUUCGUUUGCGAGCUUCCGGCAACUUUUCAAGGUAAAGAUGGAUGCAAGAACAAUUACGAGAAGUCAUGUUAUCUCCGCUUUGACUUGAAUCUCACAGUCCCACAGGCCCAGAACUUUUGCCUUGAGAAAUGUGCAAACCUGGUCUCCAUCCACUCGGCGAACGAAGUCCGCUUCAUCAUGACUAUCUACGAUUUUAUAGGCGAAAUAUUGAUCGGUGCACUUGCACCGGCCCAGGAUUUUAUUUAUUGGCUUGAUGGUACACCGGCAAAUUAUAACAACUUGAAAUUUUUCUAUAAUUCCACUUGUGUUCAUAUGACAGUUGCACCUGGAAUGCAGAAUGUUGGAAAAUGGUUUACUAGAUUUUGUACGGAAACGGGCAAAUUUUUGUGUAAGCGAUCAAUCAAGAAUUCGUGUACUUGA
This is a messenger RNA of Caenorhabditis elegans, 1236 nucleotides long. RefSeq names its product C-type lectin domain-containing protein (gene clec-39). The transcript is spliced from 8 exons. NCBI's taxonomy places the organism in Eukaryota, Metazoa, Nematoda, Chromadorea, Rhabditida, Rhabditidae. Gene Ontology annotation, molecular function: carbohydrate binding. The coding region runs from base 19 to 1236 and encodes 405 amino acids. The record is from RefSeq and is marked reviewed.